Paecilomyces variotii is the source of this 1954-nucleotide messenger RNA. RefSeq names its product nucleoside diphosphatase Gda1. Gene Ontology annotation, cellular component: membrane; Golgi apparatus. Gene Ontology annotation, molecular function: GDP phosphatase activity; UDP phosphatase activity. The transcript has 4 exons. Gene Ontology annotation, biological process: nucleoside diphosphate catabolic process; protein N-linked glycosylation. The coding region runs from base 125 to 1642 and encodes 505 amino acids. The record is from RefSeq and is a predicted model, not a curated record. Lineage: Eukaryota; Fungi; Ascomycota; Eurotiomycetes; Eurotiales; Thermoascaceae.
AGACCUGUUUGUUUCUUUUUGCUCCAACAGGAAGCGAUUAGCAUUGCAUCCUGCGAAGGCCGCCAUUGGUCCAUCUGAAAAGACACAUACGAACUCGGACAAACUGUCCGGAAACCCAUCACCCAUGAUAAUGACGCAGAGCCAGAGAUCGCGGUACCUCAAGACUGGGGCUAUCGUUGGUGUUUUGCUAUUCUUGAUUUUCAUUCUCUCUCCCUCAAGGAACACAGUAGCCAGAGUCGGCGGAGGACAGUCGGAGUCCGGGUCAUCACUCACGACGAAGUGCACGAAGCCAUAUGAUCCAUCGAAGCCUCUUAUCCAGUAUGCGUUGAUGAUCGAUGCAGGCAGUACGGGCUCCCGGAUUCACGUCUACCGGUUCAACAACUGUGGUCCUACUCCUGAACUUGAGGAUGAGAGAUUCGAGAUGACCGAAAAGAGAAAGGGCGGUUCAGGUCUCAGCUCUUACAGAGAGGAUGCUGAAGGUGCAGCAAAGAGUCUGGAUCCUCUGAUGGAUGUGGCCGUGAAGACGGUUCCCGACGAAUACAAGUCGUGCACACCCGUUGCUGUUAAGGCGACUGCUGGUCUGCGAAUGCUCGGUAGCGAAAUGAGUGAGAAGAUUCUGGAGGCUGUCAGGCAUCGUUUGGAGACCGUCUAUCCUUUCCCUGUGGUUUCUAAGGAGAAGGGUGGCGUUGAGAUCAUGGAUGGUUCCGACGAGGGCGUUUACGCUUGGAUCACUACGAACUACCUGCUGGGCAAGAUCGGUGGCCCUGACGAGACGCCUACCGCUGCUAUCUUUGACCUUGGUGGUGGUUCGACUCAAAUCGUCUUCCAGCCCACUUUCGAGAAAAGCGAAGACGGCGGCAUGCCUCAGAAGCUCGCCGACGGCGACCACAAGUAUGAGCUCCAGUUUGGUGGCAGGGACUUUGAACUCUAUCAGCACUCUCAUCUGGGCUAUGGUCUCAUGGCAGCCCGUGACGCCAUCCACAAGACUGUGGUUGAGUCUAAGCUGGCUCUGAGUCCCAAGGAUCUCUCCUGGCUUAACCAGCCCAUCCCCAACCCGUGCGUUAGCCCUGGCAUGGACGUUCAGGUCAAUCUUACCUUCCCAGAUGACCACCCACUCGGGCCCCGUGUGACUGUCACGAUGGCGGGUCCAAAGGAACUGUCCGCUUCGGCGCAGUGCAGGGGCCUAGCGGAGAAGAUCCUCAAGAAGGAUGCUGACUGCAAGCUUGCCCCGUGCUCAUUCAACGGCGUUCACCAGCCUUCCCUGGAGAAGACUUUCGCCAGAGAGGAUGUCUACAUCUUCUCGUACUUCUACGAUCGGACAAAGCCCCUGGGUAUGCCAGACGCUUUCACCCUGGAGGAGCUCCACCGUCUCACUAGCACCGUGUGUGCCGGCGAAGAUAGCUGGGGUGUUUUCGAGGGUGUCCAGGGAGCCUUGGAGGAGCUUCGGGAUCGCCCAGAGACGUGCCUUGACCUCAACUUCAUGCUUGGUCUGUUGCACACUGGCUACGAGAUGCCCCUUUCCCGCGAAGUCAAGAUUGCAAAGAAGAUCAAGGGUAACGAACUCGGUUGGUGUCUUGGUGCAAGCCUGCCGCUCCUUAGCAAGGAAUCUGGAUGGACUUGCCGUAUUAAGCAAGUUGCGUAAUGACUGACAAUGAUCGGUGCUAGACGCUCUGGUAUAGAGAAUACUGCUUUUUUUUUUCUUUUUUGAGGAUGAGUUUUCUGCGGGAUGAAGCGCGCUUCUUCCUAUAUAGAUCUUCGUAUCCGGGCCAUCAGAUCUCUGGGAUGUAUUAAACAUUUUUCACGUCAAGUCACGGUUGUGAUUGUAUCUAUGGAUUUACUGGGACGCUUAAUUUUCUCUCAUGUGGCUGGUUUUAUGGUCUCUUGUUAGUUGGUCCACAACUAGCUAAGUCUGCAACAGAAUGGAUCUUCUGACGAGGUUCUGAUCCAAAUGCAC